Molecule: messenger RNA, 647 nt
Organism: Cyprinodon variegatus (sheepshead minnow)
Lineage: Eukaryota; Metazoa; Chordata; Actinopteri; Cyprinodontiformes; Cyprinodontidae
Product: ensconsin-like
Exons: 4
Coding region: 294-623 (109 amino acids)
Source: RefSeq, a predicted model, not a curated record
CUACGUGACCAGAGCGCGCUCACGCUGCGACGCUUGGCCGGCUGCUCCUGACCGCAUGAGCUCCAUCAUCCAGCCGCAUCGAUCUCAUCAUCCACGUCCUCUCAGCCUUUCCUAACGACCUUCAGCCUCUUUAGCUCAACGCUUUUCUUUGUCUCUUCCCCCUCUUUGAUGAUCUGCUGCUGUUUGGGAGGAAAAACGGGGACCAGCAUCAGCAUCACUGCGGACCCAUCUGCUGGGACAACAGCUAAUUCUUUCCUUUCUUUGUUAUCUGGCUCGCAUCGCAUCUAAGGUCCAUGGCGAAAACCAACGCGUCAUCCAACGCAGUGACAGGUGAAAAGAUGGCCCCACCAUCCAUUUCUCUGCUUCCUGAGAAGAAAUCUCCAACAAAUGGUGACAGCUCUCCUGUACGAACUGGAAGAACAACUCCAUCAAACGCAGAGAAGAAGCCACACAUGAAUGGACAUGCCUCCCCUUCACAUCUAACUAGUAACAAUCAUGGAGGGAAACAAAGUCAGGAGGGCUACAUGAAAACUGAUGACAGGAUGCGUUUAGCCAAAGAGAGACGCGAGGAGAGGGAGAGAAGUCUGGGUAGGUGGAUGCCCUGUCAGAGUUUUCCUUUUUAAAGUUUGUCUGUGAUGUAAUCUCCA